AUGGAAAUGAGUUCAAACCAGGACUACUCUGCACGGGGUACCCACACUUGUGGCAAUCCUCCCGCUGGUCCUCCAGCGGCUUGGGCAUCGGAUGUGCAGGCCCAAAACUCAUUCAUCACCAAGACGACCAGGGCUGAAAAUCAGGGCCCUGGAGGAAGCAAGCUACUGGUUGAGGAUGGACACCUAUUGGACGGUGUAUCCUCGUCAGGCUCUAUACGUAGCUCUAUAGAGAGCCUGUUACUGGGCGAAAAUGAGCUUGGCUCAGUGGAACCAGCGAAAGCAAUGGAGAUGCAGGCGACCCCUGCAAACCCUUUAGCUGAUCCUGGGAGGAAGGCUGCGCCAACUCAUUUACGUCUCAGUGCUCUGACGUUUCCCUCUGCGGACGGAAGUAAUGUGGUUAAUUUGGAUGCAAAUCCGAAAAGUACCACUGCACUAACGGCUACAAAGAAUGCGUCUGAUUCGGGAGUCAGUUUGGAGGACGCGCGCGUGGUUAUGACGCAGGUAACCCCUGCCUGUCAUGUGACCACGACUGACAAAACCAAAUUGGUUCCUAUCCUGGCACCAGUUUCGGCGACUGUUGGGGCUAUGGUUAAUCCGAGUUCACGCUCAGAAAGUACCAGCGCACCAAUGGCCAAGGAACAGAUGCCAGCUUCAGGAGAAAAUCUGUCUAAUAGGCAGAAGAAGCGGCAAAGGCAGAGGAACGCGAAGAAGGCAAGAGAAACAGUAGGUAUGACUACGGCUAACGUAGCUAUGCCAACUGCCACUCGAGCCGGAGUUGCGGCUCAUCUGUCUUCGUCCACUCCUGUCGCCGAAUCUGGCAAGAGGAACAGAUCUGAUGAUGACCCAUCUGAUCUGGCCGCCUUGACAGAUGAAGCGACGGUGAGCGCACCAGUUGGUACGAGGAAGAAGAAACGGAGGAAGGGUAAUAAACCGGAAUCCGAAGUAAGCAACCUUAGACCACAGGUUGUAGUGACUGCAGGAGGAGCCUCUUGCAGCAAUCAAGUACCUGGUAGUAGUACCAACGAAUCCGGUGGAACGAAUGCCGCGGAUAAGAGCGCAGUAGCGAGCGCGAAACCGGGUCCGCCUAGUGCAGCAGCCAGGGGCAUGAUGGUGGAGAUCUAUGGCGAUGGGCAUAUCCAAUUGUCCCAAAAACAAUUGGAUUUUGUCGACAGUCAAGUCUGGGAGGCGAUAGGGAAAUCGAAAGAUGUACCUAGAUUCGAGCGAAUGAGAGUUGAGCAAGGUAUCUUGAAGGUACAAUGCUCAAACACUCAAUCGCUCGAAUGGCUGACCAAAACUGUGGCUGCGAUGCCAGCGUUUGAAGGAUGUAAGUUUGUCAUUCGGCAAACGAACGAAAUUCAAAAACUGGUUAGGGUCACUCAUCGUACAACUGGUGAGGUUAUGGUGCUGAAGAUGAAUCAGUUACGUGCAAAUCGACCAAAUAUGCUCAGGGAGGUGCAGCUGCUAAACAAACUAUCCCACCCGAAUAUAUUAAGUUUUAUGGGUGUGUGCGUACAAGAAGGCCAGCUGCAUGCGCUGACUGAGUACAUCGAAGGCGGUUCGCUGGAGCAGCUGCUGGCUAACCAAGAGGCCGUGCUGACUGCUGGAAUGAAAUUAAGACUGGCGCUGGGUAUAGCCAACGGUAUGGCGUAUGUACAUGAUGCGGGCAUUUUCCAUCGCGAUUUAACAAGCAAAAAUGUGUUAAUUCGCAAUAUGCCUGAUGGGCAGUUUGAUGCAGUGGUAGGCGACUUUGGUUUGGCUGCAAAAAUACCAGAUAAACACGGCAAAACACGCCUAGACACGGUUGGUUCACCAUAUUGGGUAAGCCCCGAGUGCCUGAAGGGUCAGUGGUACGACCAGACGAGUGAUGUCUUCUCGUUUGGUAUUAUACAAUGCGAGAUAAUAGCGCGCAUUGUCGCCGAUCCGGAUGUGAUGCCACGCACCGACGCAUUCGGCCUAGAUUAUUUAGCCUUCGCCGAGCUGUGCCCCAUGGAUACACCUGCUGUAUUUUUGAGAUUGGCAUUCUACUGUUGCAUCUAUGAAGCCAAAAGCCGACCGACUUUCCAUGAUGCUAUUAAAAAGCUGAAGCAAAUAUUGCAGGAAUAUGAAAAUGGCUGCAAUGGCGACUGCAGUGCAGCGUUGAAUUCAUCGAGCCCGCCGAAUUCACUUGAAUUAAAUGGAUCACUUAGCGGCAGUAGCAUGACAGCCAUGGAAGCUGGAAACCAAAAUCAAGCGGCGAGUCACAAGAACGGCUGCAUGCAACAAUGCUACUCCAGCAAUUCACUUCAAGAAGCUGGCUGCUGUAGCUGUCGCAAGAGCACUUCGUCGAAAGUGGCGCCGGUUGUUCAAACCGCACCUGCUGGGUCGUUGUCACCACGGCAUUACAACGAAUUAGAUGAGAGCGGCUUUCGUUUUCCUAAUGGCAAAGGCGGCGAUGGCACUGGCUGCAGCACAACGCCCUAUCAGACACCAAAUGGCUCGUCAGCGGAAUACAACGAAUUUGAGUAUCGUGUACUGGAGACACGCGUGCGUCGUGUCACUAAAAAGCUCGAGGCCGAUCUGCAAUUACAGCAGCAUCGUCGCUCGUUUAGCGAAAACAUCAUUCACUUCCCCCUGCACACUACGCCCAGCGACAAGGCGCGCUGCCAUCAAAUGCAACGGCAACGCUCAUCCACACACUCACCAACACCACCCGCACAGGCGCGCAUAAAUGGCGGAAGUGAGAAGGCAGCAUCGGGGCAACCUAGUAUUGCCGCCGUCGCGGCCGACAUCACACAAACAGCGGCGGCUACGAAACAACUGCCGACGCCGCAAACUGCUGCACUGACUUUGCGCAAAGUGGCGGAGACAAUGUGUUUGAAGGACCCACACUACAAGCCCAUCCGUUCCGAUCACAAUGGUGUGAAAAGCAAUCCAUUCACUACGCUGGCGCAAUUGCGUGGCGUCAAGAAGAUACUUGGCGCAAAUCCGAAAACUUACGCCGCCGGUGUUGGAGAUCUUUUCAGUUCAUGUUUUGAGAUGUCAGCACCGUUCUUCAAAGAGUUGGCGGCUGAGUUGGCUAAAAGCACAAACAAAACAGCGACGACAAGUGAAGUUGGCUGCGCUGUGGCUGCACGCUUGAGUGCUGGUGGCGUUGGUGGUGGUGGGCGUGGUUUGCCAUCGACACCUAACGAACCAAAGAGCUUACCCACAUCGCCGCAGAUGACACGCAAAUUGAGCGUUAUCGAGUUGAAAGCAGCACAUUGCAAUGGCGCAGCAGUGCCAACAGCAGACUCGCCCGUCGCAGAGGAGGACGACGAUUGUGACGAUUGCGCGUCCGAUGGUGAGCCUGAUGGCGAUGGCGGUGGGAACUGCGCCGAUGCUGAGUCGAGCAGCGAUGAUUCCGCCGAACCACGCGCUCUGCACCUGUCCACACCAGCUGCGCGAAAAUAUCGUGCCAACUCGCUUUUCACACAUCCACUCUUUUUGAGUAGUAGCGUCACCGGCAGCAGCAAUGGCAAUGCUAAUCUGGAAAAGUCUACGUCCACUGCUAUUAAUGCAACGGUGUCAACAGCAACAACCACCACGUGUACGAUGGCGUCAUCGACUGUUACUGCUGAUGUGCCUGCAAACGCAAUGGACUCCACUUCUGAGGAUGGCUGUGAGCAACGCGAUUCACCAAAAAUAAAAGUCACAGCAAAUAGUGUUGCAUCUGCAAGCGCGUCGUCAACGCCACCGCCACCGCCGCCAAUCACAUCGUCAGUAGCCACACCGGCAUCCAUUUCGUCGUGUACAGACUUUGAGCUGCAUGAAAUAAAACCCAGUGAUUUGCUGCCAAUUAAAGGUACACUCACGCGGCGCGAUUCCAUCGAGAGUGGAUUCUACUCAUGUUUCAACGAGGAAUCUGAUCCGGCAAUCACCAACUCGACCACAUAUCGGCAACUGAACUGCAGUGGCGGGGGCGGCAGUGGUGCCAUGCCCUUCGUGUGCGGCAGCAAUUGUUGCAUUGAGCAACUGAAAUCACAGCUUAUGCUCGAGGCGGGUUCCAACAACGAAAUCAAUGAUAAAUUGGCCAAUCUGUGUCGUUGCUGCUACUACGCCUGCACGGGCUCGACAGCAGGCCUACAAGCACAACAAAACAAUAGCGGCCAACUCUUCACUGACUCUUCGUCUAACUCUUCCUCGGUAUUGCUGUUUGACCCUGAAAUGAACACGGUGAAUACCUCUUCAUCGGCAGCAUCCCUCUCGCACGAAGCGGCAGCGUUACGUUCCCUCGACGAUCUGGAACUGCCCGACACCGGACGCCCGCACCACCGACGCUACACCUGUCAUCAUCAUCUCUUGGGGGCAACAAAUCUGCACGACCCUAAUGCCACAGCCACGGCAGCGUCGACCACCUCCAUCGAUAUGGGUCUCAUGAAUCGUUUGGCACUGGACUCGGGCAUACAUUCGGUGCUGCAACGCAAUAAUUUUGCCGUCAACCAAUUGCUCUAUUGCAAAAAUCGCACCUCUUCCAUUUACACCGACAGUUCGGAUGACAUCAGCAGCUUGGCCGGCUCCGAUUCGUUGCUGUGGGAUGAUCGCUCCUUCACUGCUAUACCCAGCAAGCGAUCAGAGCAAAUCGCCACAAUUGUUGAGUAUUUCGAACGGAAGCGACAAGUACCUGAGAUGGCGCCGCCCAGCCGAAAUGCGUUUCUACGCAGCAGCAGCGGUACAACUACUAGUGCAGGCAGCACACACACAAGCACAUCGAACAGUUCCGCCUCGACGGCUGCCGCCGCCGCAAUGGCCGCUACCACAUAUGGUCUAAGCAAUUUGGGAUCGUACGACAUGCGGCGCUAUACAGACUUCAAGCGACAUGCGACAAUAAAUACCGAUUACGAAGCAUUCUGCUUCGAUUUAGAUAAGAAACCGACACAGCAACGUUUGACAGUGUGCGAGGGAGCUGUCAAAUCAAAGCUGCAAAUAUUCGACAAACUAAAGCAACAACAACAGCAACAGCAGCAGCAGCGUAUGCAGCAACAGCAAACAACGACGUCAGCCUCAGCUCCAACGCAAGUCGCCAGCGGGGCGACGAAUGCAGCUUCGUCGAAGUAAGGGCACAAGGCAGCAGAUAGCAGGCAGCAGGAACAAGUUAUAAGCAAGCAUACUGUAAAUUGAGUUUGAGAGCAGCAAUCAAUGAUUGUUGCGUUUUGUUUGUUUAUCUGCAAUUUCAUAACGCAUUUUUACAGUGAUUUCAUAGUUGUUAUUAAUUUGCGCACUGAUUUAAAGAGUUGUAAACGGCGGGGGUUAAUGUUUGAAGCGUAAAUGAAAGGUUGCAGCUGCGUUUAGGUGGGAAACGGAUUUGCGGCAAGUCAGCUUUGGCUAUAGGAACUUAGUAGUAGUGAUUAGUGAUUUACUUAGAUAGCAAGGCAGGCGGGAAAGUGAAGGCUUGAGAAUUAGAUUAUAAAAACAAAAAAAGAAAAUAAUGAAAAUCAAAUAAGAAAAAAUGGGUAGAAAGAGAUGGAAAAAAUGCACUUUGAGCAGUUGAAAUAAUACCCUAUGUAUACUACAUAUCUGAUUUGUUGUUGCUGAUGUAGCAAAAAAUUUCGCAUACAAAACAAUUUUGGGAAAUGCCUGCGAAAUGGCGGAUAUCAAUUCGUGCCGUUCCGUUUAAAACGAGCCGCCAAACUGUAAAUGAACUUUUUAUGCUUAAUAUUUUUUUUUUUUUCAAAUUAUACAGUGAUUGCAAAAAAUCAUUUUAAUCAUGCAACUUUCUCAGCUAAAUGAAAAGUUUUUGUGCGAAAUAAUUACUAACGAUCUACAAUGCAAUUUCAGAGUAUUUGCAGAAAAGUUUAUGUUGAUCGCUUCCAAAACGAACUAAAAUUUCUGAUAAAUUUCAAUAAAACCUGAAGUAUAUUUUUCCAUGUCAGUGUCAAAUCUUAAAAGAAUGACUAUAAAUUCGCAUUCUUUUUCGGUUCUAGAACUUAGUUUACAGUAAAAAUUUCACAAAUUAUGUCGUUCAUAUUUUCUCUAAAUUUACAAGCAGCUGUAACUUUCUAUAGCCAGUAACUAACUCAAAGAAAGUUGAAAGAAAAAACAAAACGAACAAAAAUGCCUUUUUGGCGUCAACCCUUCACAACUCUGUCACUUUUCAUUAUGUUUUAUAAACCCAUUUCCAUUUCAUAUCUUCAUUGCCGUAUCAAACUCUUUUUUGUUGUUGUCAGCUUUUGUUCAGUUAUGUCAUAAAAUUAUUUGUUAGUUUGUAAAAGUGCGUCAACCCUGCGAGCAAAACAAGAAAAAAAUAAGAAUAAUAAAAAAACAAAAAGAAAACCACUUAACACUUACCACUUAAGUUCCCGCGCUAUACAAAUAUAAAAUAUCAGUAAUUUAAAUUGAAUAACUAUAUCUUCCUGUUCACAAUACAUAUAUCCAUAUAUAUAUAUACACAUAUAUAUGUAUAUACAUACAUACCCAAACAUAUAUAUACCCAAUUAUAAAUAUUGAAAUAUAAAAAAUAAAGUUUUAUACUCGUUAAGUGGAAACACACAAAUCAAUGAUUUAAUAAGGAUUGAUGGUGUAUGUAAAGAAGUAAAGAAAAAGGAGAAAAACAAGAGAAAAAAAACAAACAAAAAAAAAACAAUUGAAAGCCAAAAUAUUCUACUAACGUUUUAAGAAGCGAAGCUAAAUGAAAAGCUGGAGUAAACAAUUGUUAAGCAACUAUGUUUUAUUGAAAAUGAAUUAAUAAAGUAAUGAAGUAAUCAAUUAUUGAAGGAAUGCAGUAUUAACAAAAAAAGAAAACAAAAAAAAAAUUAUAAAAAUUAAAUAAAAUAUAUAAAAAGAGAGUGCAUUCUGAAAAAAUGGCAAUUUUAAGACAAACAAGUAAAUAAGCUUAGUAACUAAAAUAUUUUAUUUAUUACUACGCUGAUGUGCGCUAAAAAAGCUGGUUGCUAAAAAUAAGCUGUUCUUUUUUGUUAAGUGUUUCAAGUGUUUGAAAAAGGGAGGUGUGUUUUAAACUAAACUUGCAAAUUAAAAAUUAUGUACUGUAAAAUUUACGCUAGUUGCUCCCAGUAAUUAAAAAAAAAAUUCUAUUUGUGCAACUAACGUGCAAAUGACUACCUGUCGAACGAACUGUUGUGCAUAGAAGAACUAAACAAACAAAAAAAAGUUAAGGCACGUAAAAUUGUAUUUCUUAAACUGGAGUAACACAUCGCCCUUUCCAUGCUGCAAAAACCAGCAACGAUGUACGAUGUUCAUGUUUCCUAGUCCUUUACACUAUUUAGAUUUUGUUUCACAUUUCUUUGUUUAGUUUUUAUGCUGCUAAGCGCAUAUUUUCUUUAUUAUUGUUAGUGAAUAUGUUGUGUGGGUUCUAAUGAAAUUAAAACGAAAAACGAAAAUAACAAUCUUGUAUACUCCAAUGGCAAAGCUAUGAAAAAAAAAACAAAUAAAAUUGCAAUUUAAUUUUUA
Molecule: messenger RNA, 7422 nt
Organism: Anastrepha obliqua
Lineage: Eukaryota; Metazoa; Arthropoda; Insecta; Diptera; Tephritidae
Gene: cdi
Exons: 7
Coding region: 1-5073 (1690 amino acids)
Biological process (GO): protein phosphorylation; actin cytoskeleton organization
Cellular component (GO): nucleus; cytoplasm
Molecular function (GO): protein serine/threonine kinase activity; ATP binding
Source: RefSeq, a predicted model, not a curated record